AUGGAGCCCCCAGGCGAGCAGCCCCUGCAGGAGCUCCCCACAGAGGAGUCCCUGCCCGAGGACUCAGGCCCAGAGGGGGCUCCCGGCACACGUACUCUCUACGUGGGCCACCUGAACCCCCAGCUCUCGGUGCCGGUGCUCGCCUGCCUGCUCCGAGACACCCUGGAGCGGCUGGGGGUGCCGGUGGCCCGGGAGCACAUCGAGGUGGUGAGGCGGCCACGGAAGGCCUACGCCCUGGUGCAAGUGACCACCCACGCAGACACCCUGGCCUCCCUCCCCCGGCGCCUGCAAAGAGCCUUGGAUGGGCACCAGAUUGUCAGGGAGCUGGUGGCCCGCGGGAAGGAGCUGGUAAUGGGAGAGGGCCCCAGGCCCACAGACCACAGAGAGGAGGAAGACAGCAGCCCCAGCCCUGGCCCAAGCCCAGGCCCAAGCCCAGGCCCAAGCCCAGGCCCCAGCCCUGGCCCCAGGCGAAGCCCAGGCUCAGGCCUCCCACUGGCCAGGCACACCGAUGCUCCCCCUGCCCAGGCCCCUGUGCGGCCUGGCUUCCGGCACCGACCCAGGGGCACGCGCUCGGACAGCGCCAUCGUGCACCGGGAGAUCCAGGGCCAGGAGCGGCUUUUCCAGGGCGCCUUCCUAGGCAGUGAGACGCGCAACAUGGAGUUCAAGAGGGGCGGUGGCGAGUACCUGAACCUGACCUUCAAGCACCACCUGCGGCGCUACGUGUGUGCCUUCCUCAACAGUGAGGGCGGCAGCCUGCUGGUGGGCGUCGAUGACAGCGGGCUGGUGCAGGGUGUCCACUGCAGCCACCGUGAAGAAGACCGCGUGCGCCUGCUGGUGGACUCCAUCCUGCAGGGCUUCAGGCCCCAGGUCUUCCCCAACGCCUACGUGCUCACCUUCAUCCCCGUGGUCAGCACCAAUGUCAGCAGCAUGCCGCUCAAGGUGAUCCGCCUGAGCGUGCAUGCCCCCAAGGCCCAGGCAGAGCCGCAGCUCUAUGAGACAGAUCAGGGAGAGGUGUUCCUGCGGCGCGAGGGGAGCAUCCAGGGCCCCCUGGCCGUCCGUGACAUCCAGGAGUGGUGCAGACAGAAGUGGGCCGCGGAGCUCAGCAAGCUGGAGGAGAGGGUGAAGGUGUUGACGGUGGAGAAGGAGCAGCUCCAGCAGCGGCUGCAGCAGCAGCACAAGCCCAUCUCCUGCACCUGCUGCGUCCUGUGA
This is a messenger RNA of Pteronotus mesoamericanus, 1209 nucleotides long. RefSeq names its product schlafen like 1 (gene SLFNL1). NCBI's taxonomy places the organism in Eukaryota, Metazoa, Chordata, Mammalia, Chiroptera, Mormoopidae. The transcript has 4 exons. The coding region runs from base 1 to 1209 and encodes 402 amino acids. The record is from RefSeq and is a predicted model, not a curated record.